UGGACGCAGUCAGUUUCCAAUCCAUGAACAAAGUGUGAACACCCAUUUUUAAAUGUCAGCACACUCGCUGGGAUUGCACCUGGGUGCCGUCUCCCGAUCGUAUCGAUAUCGGAAGGUAAUGAAGCCGCUGCUGGAACGCAAAAGAAGAGCACGCAUCAACAAAUGUCUAGACGAGCUGAAGCAGCUCAUCAUGGAGGUGGUACAGCUGGAUGUGGAGACUCUCUCCAAGCUAGAGAAGGCUGACAUUCUGGAGCUCACCGUGCAUCAUCUCCACAGGCAGCGAAAGCAGUGCGAGUUGAAGACUGCAAAUAAUCCCUUGCAGCAGCUGGAGCAGAGUCGUGGCUAUGAGCAUUUCUGGUGCGGAUUUCAGCAGUGCAUCCUUGAUGUCUCCUGGUUCCUUCAGCGCCAUGACAGGCAUUUCAGUUUCAAGUUCCUCCGAGCCAUUCAGCAAUUAUUGCCAGUUAGACAAAUCAGUUUUUGGAGGCCCUGGUAGCCUUUAGUUUAGUUGGAUCCCCAGAAACCAACAUACCUACAGAGACUGCAAACCUUGAGAAAUUAAGACAUCAGGAACAUCUGAAAUUGUUAAGCUUUCGUACUUGUAUUAUAUCACUCGUAAUAUCUGUGUAUUUCGGUUCAACUUAAAUUCUCGAUCUAAAAAAUUUAUAUACCUCAAAAAUGUAAUUUAAUUUUACAAAUAUUAUCGUCAGCAUUCGCUGCAAUU
Molecule: messenger RNA, 721 nt
Organism: Drosophila innubila
Lineage: Eukaryota; Metazoa; Arthropoda; Insecta; Diptera; Drosophilidae
Product: enhancer of split mgamma protein
Exons: 2
Coding region: 53-493 (146 amino acids)
Biological process (GO): anterior/posterior pattern specification; regulation of neurogenesis; regulation of transcription by RNA polymerase II
Cellular component (GO): nucleus
Molecular function (GO): RNA polymerase II cis-regulatory region sequence-specific DNA binding; DNA-binding transcription factor activity, RNA polymerase II-specific; protein dimerization activity
Source: RefSeq, a predicted model, not a curated record